Molecule: messenger RNA, 1595 nt
Organism: Dendroctonus ponderosae (mountain pine beetle)
Lineage: Eukaryota; Metazoa; Arthropoda; Insecta; Coleoptera; Curculionidae
Product: tubulin beta chain
Exons: 2
Coding region: 105-1448 (447 amino acids)
Biological process (GO): mitotic cell cycle; microtubule cytoskeleton organization
Cellular component (GO): cytoplasm; microtubule
Molecular function (GO): GTPase activity; structural constituent of cytoskeleton; GTP binding
Source: RefSeq, a predicted model, not a curated record
UCCGAAAAGCAGGCGUUAAAACAACAUCGCACGCGGUAACUAACGUAAACGUUUACCAUAGUUUUGGUAUUUGUUUCAUAAAAAUUAGAUAAAAUAAGAUCAAAAUGCGAGAAAUAGUGCACAUACAAGCUGGACAAUGCGGUAACCAAAUUGGCGCAAAAUUCUGGGAAGUUAUUUCCGAUGAGCACGGCAUUGAUCCCACUGGAACCUAUCACGGGGAUUCGGACUUACAGCUAGAAAGAAUAAACGUUUAUUAUAAUGAAGCUACCGGUGGGAAGUAUGUGCCCCGAGCCGUGCUCGUUGAUCUCGAGCCUGGCACCAUGGACUCCGUCCGUUCUGGUCCAUUCGGACAAAUUUUCCGGCCAGACAACUUUGUCUUUGGACAAAGCGGAGCAGGAAAUAACUGGGCCAAAGGCCACUACACAGAAGGCGCCGAACUAGUCGAUUCAGUAUUAGAUGUGGUUAGGAAAGAAGCUGAAGGAUGUGAUUGCAUGCAGGGCUUCCAGCUAACGCACUCGCUAGGCGGUGGGACUGGAUCGGGAUUAGGUACUCUGCUAAUUUCGAAAAUCCGUGAAGAAUAUCCGGAUAGGAUUAUGAACACGUUCUCGGUAGUACCGUCCCCGAAAGUAUCAGAUACUGUGGUCGAGCCCUACAACGCAACACUGUCCGUUCACCAACUGGUGGAAAACACCGACGAAACCUACUGUAUCGAUAAUGAGGCUUUGUAUGAUAUUUGCUUUAGAACCCUGAAACUAACCACUCCAACGUACGGCGACUUGAACCAUUUAGUUUCGGCCACAAUGUCCGGCGUAACCACUUGUCUAAGAUUUCCCGGUCAACUCAACUCAGACCUACGAAAACUUGCUGUAAACAUGGUUCCAUUUCCUCGCCUGCACUUCUUUAUGCCUGGCUUUGCACCUUUAACAUCCAGAGGUAGUCAACAGUAUCGCGCCCUCACAGUUCCCGAACUGGUUCUUCAGAUGUUCGACGCCAAAAACAUGAUGGCAGCUUGCGAUCCCCGUCACGGACGAUAUUUAACCGUUGCUGCCAUAUUUAGAGGGCGAAUGUCCAUGAAAGAAGUCGAUGAACAAAUGCUGAACAUCCAGAACAAGAACAGCAGCUAUUUCGUAGAAUGGAUCCCCAAUAAUGUGAAAACUGCUGUGUGUGAUAUCCCUCCAAGAGGCCUCAAGAUGUCCUCAACUUUCAUCGGUAACUCCACUUGUAUUCAAGAACUUUUCAAGAGGAUCUCAGAGCAGUUCACAGCCAUGUUUAGGAGGAAGGCAUUUUUGCACUGGUACACAGGCGAGGGAAUGGACGAAAUGGAAUUUACUGAAGCCGAAAGCAACAUGAAUGACUUAGUUUCUGAAUAUCAGCAAUACCAAGACGCGACUGCUGAGGAGGAAGGCGAGUUCGAUGAGGAAGAGGAGGCCGAUGAGGGAGAAAAUUAGAAGUAACACACUUCGCUUUUAUACUUAAGACUCGCUGUUGAUUAAAUCUUCAAGUAUACGUUUGUAUUCUGCCUGACAUAUUUAAACAUUGCAACAUGUCAAGCACCUGCCCAAGUUUUCGAUGUAUUAAAUACUUUACUGUAUUAA